Entrophospora candida is the source of this 1203-nucleotide messenger RNA. Lineage: Eukaryota; Fungi; Glomeromycota; Glomeromycetes; Entrophosporales; Entrophosporaceae. The record is from the annotation of a GenBank genome assembly.
AUGGUCAGUGCUAUUACGUCAAUGUUACAUCAAGCAAUAAUAGAUCCUUUUGAUGCUAGAUCUAUACCAGUUCAACCAGCUGCAUAUACAGAAAAUGAUCCUACGGUUGAAUUCUUUUAUCGUCCAAGAACUUUAUCAGUACUGUCAGCAAUGUUGAUUGGACUACUUUAUGUUGCUAUGAAACCAGAAAUGAUUGAUACCUCAAUUAAUAUUAAAUUAGAUGGGCCAUUCAUUAGACCACAUCCAGUAAUAUGGAGAAUUGUAUUGGGAUUAGGAGUUUUAUAUCAAAUGUUUUUAGUGUUUCUUCUAUUCCAAAAUAAACGUGACGCAAGAUACAUUUUUGCAACAAUAGAUCCAUCUUUAGGCAGACCACUUCCUGAACGUUCAUAUGCUGACAACUGUGAAUUAACAAUUGAAAAUAUCAAAGAUCAGAUGGAUAUUUUCGUUGUUUAUCAUGCAUCUGGAUGGUUUGCCAAGGCAUUGGUGCUUCGUGAUUAUUGGUUUUGUUGGAUAUUGUCCGUUAUGUUUGAGGUGAUGGAAUAUUCGUUACAACAUCAAUUAAAUAAUUUUGCAGAAUGUUGGUGGGAUCAUUGGAUUUUGGAUGUUAUAAUAUGCAAUUGGGCUGGUUUAUAUCUUGGAAUGAAAACAUGUGAAUAUUUUGAGAUGAAGGGUUAUUCGUGGAGAGGUAUUAAACAAAUUCCGUCAUUAAAAGGGAAAAUGAAACGUACAGUCCAACAGUUCACACCGCAUCAUUGGACAAAAUUCGAAUGGGGAACAACAAAAAGUUUUAAAAAUUAUUUAGCCGUCAUUGGACUUUUAUUUUUGUUUUUACAAACUGAUUUGAACGCUUUCUAUUUGAAAUAUUUAUUAUGGAUACCACCAGAACAUCCAUUAAAUGCAUAUAGAUUUAUAUUACUUUUCUUUUGUGCAAUUCCUGGUACAAGAGAAGCUUAUCAAUAUUUAACAGACAAAGAUUGUAAAAGACUUGGUCCACAAGCAUGGUUGACUAUAGCAAAUAUAAUGACAGAAUCAGUCAUAUGUUUUAAAUUUGGUAGAGGCGAAUUCCCAAAUCCAGCUCCAACGAGUGUAAUAAUAUUUUGGACAAUUUUAAUAAGUUCAUUAGUGAUUUAUGCAAUUUGGCAAUUUGGCAUACCAUAUUGGAAAAAGAAAGAGACUAAAGCACAAAAGAUUAAACAAAAAUAG